This is a messenger RNA of Populus nigra (black poplar), 3725 nucleotides long. RefSeq lists its product as uncharacterized. The coding region runs from base 2404 to 3432 and encodes 342 amino acids. The transcript is spliced from 3 exons. NCBI's taxonomy places the organism in Eukaryota, Viridiplantae, Streptophyta, Magnoliopsida, Malpighiales, Salicaceae. The record is from RefSeq and is a predicted model, not a curated record.
GAUAUCACGUAUGCUCUCUUCCUAAGCUUCAUUUCUACUUCUAUUUCUAUUUCUGUCCUCCUCGAGGACCUCGCUCUUAUGCCAUCCCAAUUCCGCCACCACCGGAGCCGAUCACCAUCAUGCCGACCGCCGCUGCCACCGUCCCUAUCCACGGGCCCGUGGACCUCCUCACUCGACUGGACUCACCCGACCCGAAUACCAAGCUCAAGGCACUCAGAGAAAUAAAAAAACCAGGUAAUCGGUAAUCGCACCAAGAAGCUCUCUUUCCUCAAGCUCGCCGCCAUUCCAGCUGUCGCCUCUAUCCUCUCCUCCGCCGCCGCCGAAGCAGACUCCCAAUUAGCCAAUGCUGACGUCAGCUUCACCAACAUUAUUGUCCAGUCAGCUGCGGUUCUUGGCAGCUUCGCUUGCGGCUUCAAUGCCGGCGUCCGAGCGGUCCUUAACGCUGACGUUUUUCCUAGCCAUAUUCGGAUCCUCUCCAAUCCCGAUAAGAAAGUAAUCAUGCUCUUUUUUUAUUGAAAGCUUUAAAAUUUACUGACUGGGAAUCUUAUUUUGUUUAGAAAGGAAUUUAAACCAUACAUAAACUACUUAUCGGUGCUAAAUAUUGAAAAUUUUGUGUUUAAUGCGUAAAUUUGCUUAUAAUAAUGCUGCAAUUUCAUAAAAUCACUGCAUUUAUGGAGUUUGUGCUUGGAAUUUCUAUAUAUAAAUGUUUAAUGUUUAUUUUUUAAAGCUGCGUUUGAUUUCAGAAAGACGAAAAAGAGUGGAUAUAAUCAGUGCAAUUUUUUCUCUGCUUACUGAAGGAGUUCUUAAUCUAUGACUGAUUAUGUAUGGUUAAUUUGAAAUUUGUUGGGAAUUUUCCUUUCGUAAGGUAAAUGGGUUUUGUUUGACCUUCAGGUGGUGGGUGCGAGUGCUCUUUCACUUAGAGUGAUUUAUCAUUCGAAAUUGGCACCGAAGUAUGAGUUUGUUCAAGAAAAAAAAUAUGGAAUUCCUUAUUUCUUUACUUAAUAGCGAUAAUGAAAAUGUUACUGGACUCGGUGCAAGUAUCAUUACACAUUCUUGUGAGACAAGUGUGGAGCAAAGGGCUUAUGUGAUGCUGGGGUUCUAAAAAGUUAAUUAGCCUCCUUGAAGGUUCUAUAAGUCAGAAAAAUGCUAGUUUAGAGUCGCUGCCUGCAGUCUUUAAGAACGAUCCUGGGGUCAUCUCUAAAUUCACGGGGCUUAAAAAUGAAUAAGCUUUUGAAGGCUCUUAAAGUCAGAGAGAUGCUAGUUUAGAAUCUUUGGCCACAGUUCUCAAGAACAAUCCUGAAGCUGUCUCGAAUUUUGUGGGACCAGAAAGUGGGAGUGUUUUAAGCUCUAUAAUUGAAUUAACAAGGGAUAGAUAUCCCCAGACGAGGUUGCUUGCCUGCAUGUGCCUGAUUGUCAUAAGAAUGCUUCUCCUAAUUAUAUGCAAGUGACUAUUCCACUGCUGCCAAUUUGCAACUUCUGAUAUACUUCUAGUUACACAGGUCUUGAACCAAGUGAUUGAUGCGCACCUCUGCUUGUAUUUGCUUAAGAAGUGUCACUCGCUCAAUCAAGGAAUGCAAUAUGAAUGCUAAGUUCAUUAUUUGUAAAGCUGAAUGUCUACGUCUUGAUGAUAGAAUGUCAUUCGGAACUUGUGUGCAGGUUACUGCAAGAAUGAAAUGCUUGUUUUCCCUUGGUCCAGCUUUUAGAUGACCCCUCUGUGUCUGUCAUCCUUAUCCACCAUAUUUGGAUAUAAGCUUAUCAAUGGUAAUGAAUUUGUCGACUACAGCAUUGCCUUAAGUUAAACCCCCAUAGCACCCUGUUUUUCAGGUUGCACUUGGAAUUAUUAGUAACUUAUUGGUUGAUUUUACAACUCGUAAUUUCACAUUUAUAUAAUGUGGAGGUGUAAAACAGUUGGCUCAGUAAACAAAAUCAGUGGACUCGACUGUCAGGUUUAAUGCAUUAUGAUGUUUCUGGCAGAUUAUAGAUGUGAAGAAGGAACAUUUUUAGAGCUCACUGAUUCCCCUUGUUGGAAAGCCUUAUUUAUGGUAAUGAGUAUAGUUUCUGCAACUGUUAACCUUAUGGUGAUUUGGUCCGUUCAAGCAUAAUCCGGUAUCACAAUUGAAUUUGCACCACAGACCCUGAGCCUUGUGUUCAAGAGCAAGCUUUGGCCCUUGUUCGGAAUCUUGAUGAUGGAUGUAUAAAGUCCAUUGAGUAUGUGUUUGCUGAAGAUGGUAUUCUAUUAGAUGCUGUUGGAAGGCAAUUACACAAUGCUCCACACGAACUUGGAAUACAGGAGACUCCAACACUACCACACAAAUAGUCACAUUGCAGAGUGACACCUCCAACUUCUCUGCAGGAAUAAAACUUGAUGAGAAUAACUAUUCUCUAUGGCAUCAAAUCAUAGAGAUGAAGAUAGCUGGGCGAGAAAAGCAUGGCCAUCUGACUGGUGAUAUUGCCCAGCCUGCAGUCACAAAUUCUACAUUUAAUAAAUGGCGAGCAUCAGACUGCCAAGUCAAGAGUUGGUUGUUUGAUGCCAUGCAGCCUAAUCAGAUUAAAAGGUUUAUUCGUUAUGACACAGAAAAGCAAGUCUGGGAUGCAAUCAAGCAAACCUAUUCAGAUGGUGCUAAUGAAGCUAAGAUUUAUGACCUGCACAGAAGAUCAUUCAUAAUGAGACAAGCUGGUGCAUCAGUUGCCAAGUAUUACAGUGAGCUCACUGAGAUUUUUCAGGAGCUUGAUCAAUUAAAUCCAAGCACCAUGGAGCAUCCAUCAGACAUUGAAAUUAGAUGGAAAGAGGUUGAUCGUCUUCGAGUUUACAUAUUUCUUGCAGGUUUAGACAAUAAUUUUGAUCAAAUUCGAGGAGAGAUUUUGAGGAUGGAGCCUAAACCAGAACUUGAGGCUGCAUACGCACAUAUUAAAAGGGAAAGUAAUAGACAGGGAACCAUGUCUGAAGUUGGUGCAACCAACGCAGCCACAGCCUUGGCUGCUGUCAGGGUCAAACAAUCUCGGCUGCAUAGCUAUAAUGUUGACCCUGCUCGUAACCGACCACCAAUGAAAUGUACCAAAUGUGGUUUAGAUAAUCACACGAUUAAGGGUUGUUAUGAGAUCAUUGGUUAUCCAAAAGGAUGGGUUCACAAAGGGCGCAAGAGGGAUUCAAACCGAGCAUCAUUUGCAUCUGCCCAAUCAUCUCAGGAGACUACAUCAGAAACUCUAUUAGGUACAACUGACUCCAAGGCCUUGGCCACCUCAGGUAACUCUUGCGCAUCUUCACUUACUUGUAAUAGAUCAUGGAUUAUUGACACAGGUGCCACUGAUCACAUGACAUCUAGUUUUAUUGGGUUACACUCUGCCACACCUUCCAGCCAAACACAUAUUGUCAGUGCCAAUGGCACCACCUCCCGAGUUAUAGGAGAAGGGAUCUUCUCACCAGGGCCGUGAUUGGAUGUGGUACUAGGAGGGGAAAAUUAUAUUAUCUGGACUUGACAGACGACACUAAUAAGAGAUUGAGUCAUGCACAUCAUGUGAGAGGAGGUGAGUCCAUCAGAAUGAAGAAAAUUUGGUUAUGGCAUCGACGAUUAGGGCAUGCCUCUUUUGGUUAUCUGAAACUUCUAUUUCCAGAUUUGUUUUCUCAGUUUACUGAAUCAGACUUUCAUUGUGAAACUUGCAUUUUGGCGAAAAGUCAUCGCAUUUCUUACCCAUUAAGGUUGAAUAAAAGUUCCAUACCUUUCAUG